CCUAGCUGCUUACUCUCAACAUGUCGCUUUGUAAGGUUUGCGAGGAGGCGUUGGUGUUGCGAUUGGAAACAGACGAUGAUGAAAUCGAGGCUUCUGGUACCGCUGGUCCGAGUACUGUCUCAGGCUCAUCGGUCCCUGAUGAUCUCGAAUUAUCCUGUGGUUGUCAUUUCCAUUGGCAAUGCUUGUUGGAUCAAUCCACUGACAUAGCCCUGUCUCUCAAGUGUCCCAGCUGCAGCGCCCACCUACCCAUCAACAGCGCGGGACCAUCUGUGACCAACCCAUUUCUCUCUACGUCACCAGGCGCGGCAAUCAUCACAACGUAUACAAAUGAGGGCGGCGUCCAAGAAGGACUAGACAUUCUGCCGUCGAUUACAGAGGAAGCAUAUCUCGAGAAUCACCCUGAGGCACGUCCGGCUCGUGCGCUGCAUGUGAUGUGUGCAGAGGGUGACAUUGAAGGUAUUGUUGAACUGCUUCAGGAUGCCAGCGACGACAUCGAGGAUAUGGUUUCCUUUGUAACAUACCAGGAUCCUCUUGCGGAUAUGAAGAGUGGGCUUCACCUGGCCAUUGAGUGCAAGCAAGAGGAGUCCCUCUGGCUUCUGCUUUGGCUUUGUUCAACGAUCCCGAAUUCCUCCUUUCCCGAAAACGCUCGUUCUGUGGCCGAAGCUCUAGGCGUUGGCAGAUUAUCGGUAAACAGCGAAAAGGACAUUCGUGGUUUGCGAGACAGCCAUGGCAGGACAGCAGCCGAUAUCGCUCAGCGGCAGCAGGGCCAGUGGGGGUUGAUUCUCCAGGCAGGUCUGCUGUCGCUUUAAGUCUGAAUGGGUACUUAUUGUACUUGAAUUUAAGUCUGAAGGGUCAUUGCCUUGGGUACAGGCGAGGCAAAAGCCAUCCGAAGCACGGCGUUGUGGAAGAAAAACAAUAGGUAAAAAUAGGUUACAAGAGCAUGAGCUGCAACUCAGUGUCGAUUAUCUAGGUAUCUACCUAUUCAGAAAAUGUAUUCUAUGUUUUU
Messenger RNA from Fusarium graminearum PH-1, 1006 nucleotides. RefSeq lists its product as uncharacterized. The transcript has 2 exons. The coding region runs from base 21 to 809 and encodes 262 amino acids. NCBI's taxonomy places the organism in Eukaryota, Fungi, Ascomycota, Sordariomycetes, Hypocreales, Nectriaceae. The record is from RefSeq and is a predicted model, not a curated record.